AUGUAUGUUGGAUACCUUUUGGAUAAAGGCGAAGGAAACAUGUAUCACCAUCAAGGACCUGUACGGCGAUCUGGUAUCAACCUUCCACCACAGAAUUUCGUCUCCACGCCACAGUACUCUGAUUUUGGUGGAUACCAUCAUAUGGCCAGCGUGGACACACACUCUCAGGCCUCAGGACCGUGGGCCGCUCCAUACGGCGGUCCGAGGGAGGACUGGGGCGCCUACAGCCUGCCGCCUCCCAACACCAUAGCAACCCCCAUGAGCAACUCAUCACCGGGACAAGUCUCCUAUUGCUCGCCUGAUUACAACUCUAUGCAUAACCCAGGGUCGGCUGUGUUGCCGCCGCCGCCCGAUAACAUUUCCGUGGCUCAAAUGUCCCCGGAUAAAGAACGGCGCAACUCUUAUCAGUGGAUGAGCAAAACAGUCCAGUCCUCUUCUACCGGAAAAACGAGAACAAAGGAGAAAUAUCGAGUGGUUUACACAGAUCACCAACGACUGGAGCUGGAGAAGGAGUUUCACUUUAAUCGUUAUAUUACCAUUAGAAGAAAAUCGGAGCUGGCGGUGAAUCUGGGCCUCUCAGAGAGACAGGUUAAAAUCUGGUUUCAGAACCGUCGUGCCAAGGAGAGGAAGCUGAUCAAGAAGAAGCUGGGUCAGUCAGACGGCAGCAGCGGUUCUGUGCACAGUGACCCGGGUUCGGUGAGCCCGCUGCCCGUCCCCGGUUCGCUCAGUCCCUCGGAUGUGCACAGCUCCGUUUACCCGCCUCCAGGAUUGAACACCUUACCGUCUAUAAGAAACAUUCAGCAAGUUACGGUCACCCAAUAA
Molecule: messenger RNA, 822 nt
Organism: Neoarius graeffei (lesser salmon catfish)
Lineage: Eukaryota; Metazoa; Chordata; Actinopteri; Siluriformes; Ariidae
Gene: cdx4
Product: caudal type homeobox 4
Exons: 3
Coding region: 1-822 (273 amino acids)
Biological process (GO): anterior/posterior axis specification; animal organ morphogenesis; embryo development
Cellular component (GO): nucleus
Molecular function (GO): RNA polymerase II transcription regulatory region sequence-specific DNA binding; DNA-binding transcription factor activity, RNA polymerase II-specific
Source: RefSeq, a predicted model, not a curated record